Molecule: messenger RNA, 3409 nt
Organism: Fimicolochytrium jonesii
Lineage: Eukaryota; Fungi; Chytridiomycota; Chytridiomycetes; Spizellomycetales; Powellomycetaceae
Product: armadillo-type protein
Exons: 11
Coding region: 498-3143 (881 amino acids)
Biological process (GO): post-transcriptional regulation of gene expression
Cellular component (GO): cytoplasm
Molecular function (GO): mRNA 3'-UTR binding; protein binding
Source: RefSeq, a predicted model, not a curated record
CCGUUCCUACGUAUGUCAUGUCACGAGGGGCUGGCUGCAACUUGCAUAACCCCGAAGCAGGGUUGGGAAUGUUUGGGGCCGAUCCGUCUUCCGUCUACGUAAGCCCAGCUCACGCGUUGCCGCUUACUUCAAAUCCCUAGAACGUCACUUGGACAUGCGCUGCGUCGAAACCGAUUGUAGCGUUCGCAGUACAGUAUAAAGUUCGGCACGGACCACCCUCUGGUCUCUUCCGCCGCAACUUCCCACGCAUCUCGAUAGGUUGCGCAUUCACCGUGUUCAGAUAGCCGCAUUUCAGUAAGACCGCCCCGCUCGCGACGAUAUCCUUUUCCAACUCUCGAAAUCCAGGGCACAGCGUCCGGAGUCAAAUUACGGAAACGCAGGAACGCGUCGCGCACACGUCCUCCGAAUCCAAAGCGCGCAUUCGUGGGCUCUCCCCCCCAGCGUCGGCGUCAGCGUCAGUUCAGCAAUCCCGCCGUGUACAUACAUAUAUAUAUUCGAUGACGGAGUACCAUACCGCCAAUGGCCCAUUCCCAAAUCUGGGUCGAGACUCAGCUCACAAGCACCGCCACUCUAGAGAUCGAACGGAGGACCUCGAGGCUCUCAGGUGGACGCUGUCGUCCCUCCCGCUCGACAGCCACCCAUCACCGUGGAGUAUUGCGAAACCAAACGCGGAGCGACAGGCAUCUCAUCAAGAUGGAAGCCUACCGACUGUAACAACAGAUACCUCCGCUCGUAGUCAGGAAGGACCGUCGGCGUCACCGUCAACGGUAGGCAAAUCGCUUGAUCAGCUACCCAAGUCCUUCGAAAGACCGACGUCUCUUGGCUCCCCGGAUUUGCUCCCCGCAUCGCGGUAUUCGGCGAUCGUCAAAGCUGCUGUAACAAUUCAGCGCGCAUUUCGGCGGAGAAAAGCUCAGCAACUCCCGCAAAUCGCCGCCGCUGUCAAGAUACAAGCCGCAGUUCGAUCUCAUCUGACAAGAAAACAGAUCCUUUUGCAGAUUCACGCCCAGAAUGCUGUUCUCCACAGGGAGCUCGCGGAGAGGAAUGCCUUCAUCUCUCGGCACGCUGUGGAACUCACAAUGCGGAACAACAUGAUCGAGCAGUUCGGAAAGACGAUUGCCAACUUGCGUCGGCAUGUGGCAGACACCUCCUCUUCUUACGAAAUAAAAUUGGACGUAAAGGAGAAGCAAGUGGAGCAGCUUGAUCGCGAUCUGCAGACUGCACUUCGAGAGUCCAACGAGCUCAAGCUUAGCCUGGAGGCCAAUGCUGCAGAAUACGCAAAAAUGGCCUGGGAGAUGAAAGACCAGAGCUUCCACGGAUCUCACAUUAGCCAGUAUAACGGCGACAUACAACGCGAGUUAGAAAGCGUGCGAUGUGAGCUCUCAGAGACCAGAUCAUAUAGAGCAGCGGACAACAUCAGACUAUCUUUGAAAAAUAAAGAGAUACAGGAACUCCGCGGGCAGAUGAAAGAAGUGCGGCGCUCCCUUGAAGCCGAGCUGGCAACGAAGAAUACCGAGAUCGACGAGCUCCGCAUCAGAAUAUCCCGUCUGCAAACCCAGCAUGGCCCGCCACCACUGACCCCACUUGAUACCGACCUACCGCCUCGUGCCCCUUCCUCGGCCAGCGCUCACAACCCUCCCUCAGGUUCCGUCAAAUCGAUUUGGGGCAGUUCAGAUCAACAUGUGCACCCAUUCGGACUGUAUUCGCACGAUCAAAUGUCGUCGGACACUCUGUACAGCAAUGGCAGUAGCAAGGGCAGCACCCCAAUAAUCGAACAUGGACCGGCCUCAUUCAAAUCCUACAACAUGAAUGACAAUGCAGUGAAUGGCAGAGGAAUAUGGAACCCGAUUGCGUGCGACUUGGAUUUCUUGAACAUGUCCCCCGCCAUGGUACCCAUGUCGGCGGAGUCCUUGGCAGACAUUUAUGGGGAUGCACCUCAUUCGCGGGGAGGGGAUGGCAUGGGCGAUGCCGAAGAUUUUUCUCAAUAUGGGCAGAACGCCUUGAGUACAAGACUCGUGCCUGGAGCGCAAGAAAAAAACACGUCCGCAAACUUUUAUUAUCUUGUGGACAAAAUCGUGCGCACGAAUGAUCAGCCGGCCUCCCUUCUCCUUCAGCAAAAGCUCAAAACUGGUGGCACCGACGUCAAGAACAUGAUUUUCGAUGCUAUCUUGGGACAAGCUAUUAGUCUUAUUAAGAACCGCUUCGGAAACUUCUUGAUGCAGAGAGUCCUUGAAUUUGGUACGCCACAGCAAGUGCGUGUACUGGGUCAAACCUUGCGGGGCAAUGUAUUAUGCCUCGCUUGUGAUCGUUUCGGCUGUCAUGUGGUGCAGAAGGCUUUGGAUACAGUGGACGAGGACCUGAAAACCCUUUUAAUCUCCGAACUAUUCCGUUGUGUGAGGGAAACCAUAACGCACAGAUUUGCAUGUCACGUUUGGCAACGCAUAUUUCAAAUCAAGUGGAGCGGGGAACCCCCGGCCGUCAUGCACUAUCUGGAUGCGGCGUUGAAGGGGCAAUGGCAUCUCAUCGCGAACGAUGAGAACGGUAGUUUGGUUGUUCAAUGCAUCUUCGAGAAUUGCGGCCAAAAAGAAAAAGGACCUAUCCUUUGCGAAGUAUUAUCAAGAACGGUCGAGGUCGCAAGAGGACAAUGGGGAAACUGGGUCAUUCAACACAUUCUAGAGCACGGAGCUCCGGUGGACCGCAACUAUGUGAUGACCAUUCUGGUACACAACUUCUUCCCGAUGGCGAUCGAUCAAUACGCCAGCAAAGUCGUGGAGAAGGGUUUGAAGCUUGCGCCGAAAAGGGAAAUGUAUGAGAUGAUAGAGACAGUUCUGUCCCCCGGCGGAGGAGGUCGUCCGACGAUUCUCGAAAUGAUGAAUAAUCAGUUCGCCAACUACGUUGUCCAGCACAUUCUCAACCUUGCGGAUCCAUUGCAAAAGGACAUAUGCGUGCGCUUGCUUCUCCCUCAUGUUUCAACUCUGAGAAACUCCAAGUACGGACAGCGAGUAGCCGCCAUAGUUGAAAAGCACAUUCGGAACAGUCAUCAGAAGUUUGGUCUCGGAGCAACUUCGGCCGCAGCAGGGUUGAUUCCUUCCUCUCUUACCAUGGGUAUCACUGCUUCAUCACACUCCAUUGGGCUCCGUGGGUGAACGAAACGCGCCAGAACCGUGAAUUUAAACAUGCAGCCGACCGAGGGAAGGACUGAUUAUCAGGAUUUUCUCAACGACCUUGAAUUUACAUCGGCUCCGGGUCUGAUGCCGGAUUAUAUCCUUUUGGAAAGGAUGAAACCGUGUCUCACCCAUGACAAUCCGAUGCCUUUUUGGACUUAUAGAUAUCAUUUCCCACCUUCCUACCCUUAUGUGCUUAUAUAACUUAAUAUUGUACGUAUCGAAAGCACUGUACCAAACAAAGAACA